UCUACCGAGAACUUUGCUGAAGAUGGGAGCCAAAUUGACUACAGAAGCAUAGUAGACUCGGAUGAGGAACUUGACGUCCAUGAGUUCUGUGAGCCUAUCGAGAGAUAUGCAGACGGGACUUAUUAUCCUCUACACAUCGGGGAAAUCCUGGUUGAUACCUAUCGUAUCGUGCAUAAGCUAGGAUGGGGAGGGUUUUCCACCGUCUGGAUGGCACAAAAUAUUAAAACGCACUCAAUGGUUGCGCUCAAAAUUAAUGUUCCUGGAGAUGUAGGAGAUCAGGAGCUCAGCAUACAAAAGGAAAUCCUUCUUACGGUCGAAGAUUUGUCUCACCAUUCAACUUUUUUGGACACGUUUACUCUUAAGGGCCUAAGAGUUACACACCUGGUUAUCGUAUCUCCUGUACGGGGCCCAAAUCCUUACUACUACUCUUCUAUGCCGAUGAAGACAAGGAUGAGCGCCGCAAAACAAUUACUUAUGGCCAUCAAGUCCCUCCAUGAUACUGAUAUCGUACUUUGUGACCUGAAUAGCGGCAGUGUGCUAUGGGAUAUUGGCGCCAUUAACGAUUAUAGCCAGGAAAUGGUCUACCGAGAAUUUGGCCGUCCUCGAAGAGCGCUACUAAGCUCAGAUAAUUGGAAAAGUGGAGAGGUAGUCCAGCCAGUAAAGGUGAAUCCAGAAUUGCUGAGAGGAGCUAAUAUCUUUCUCUCUGACUUUGGGUUAGCAAUCAAAAAAGGGUCUCCAGUCAAGUGCAAGUGGCAGUUACCUGCCAUGUUCUGCGCUCCCGAGCGAUUUCAUGGUAUAGGCCCUAGCUUUGCCAGCGAUAUGUGGAGCUAUAUGUGUCUCUUCGCACAAUUUUACCUUGGUUAUGUUCCCUUCGAAGGCAACGCAAGUAUCACAGCACUAUCCAGCUUUUCAUUCCUCAUCGGUCCUCUACCUUUACAGUGGGCUGGCAGGUAUGAAGUAGGAGGUACUACCUUUAAAGACAAUUGGUAUGAUCAAUCACGAAAACCAAGAACUUUGGAGGGUAUGAUCGAACGGUCGAAGCCUAAGGCGAGUGCUGCUGAGCGAGAGUUGGUGCUCGUGGUAUUUCAAAAAGUAUUUACAUAUUUGCCUGAAGAUCGCCUGACGGCCGCGGAGCUUCUGAAGGACAAGGAUUUCAAUGCUCUCAUGAGCAUAUAUGAGGCCUAA
This is a messenger RNA of Penicillium taxi, 1185 nucleotides long. Its product is annotated as kinase domain-containing protein. The transcript is spliced from 2 exons. Gene Ontology annotation, biological process: protein phosphorylation. NCBI's taxonomy places the organism in Eukaryota, Fungi, Ascomycota, Eurotiomycetes, Eurotiales, Aspergillaceae. The annotation marks the transcript as partial. The record is from RefSeq and is a predicted model, not a curated record. Gene Ontology annotation, molecular function: ATP binding; protein kinase activity.